CGUCUACGAAGAGAAAGCCAUCACGUGACGCGAAGAAUCUUGCCCAGGUGCCAUGUAAGCAGGGCGUCAGGCAACCCGCGCGGGGGGAUCAAGGCCUCCAUGCUAUCAUGGCAGUCGCCGACUACUCGAAGGUACGAGCAGUAGACACUUUGCAACGUGACAAUGAUUGAGGCUACCCCCAUCCCCAACGUCGCCCGUCAUGAAGCGGCACCCAUCCAUGAGCCCAAAUUCACCAACUUCCUCCAUCUGCCCGCCGAGCUACGUCUCAAGAUCUUCGCAGCCUAUUUGCAACUCGAGACUGCGCACAACGACUCAACGCUGGCGGAUCAUGGCCACGUCAGGGACACCAAGCCAUGUUGCGACGUCUUCGAGGCCUUUUUGGAGAAUGCGCGCAACAACUCGACUCUAGCAAAGCAUCUGCACGUCGACACCUACAACAACCCAUGUUGCACCUGGCGCUGGCCAGAAGACCUCAUCAUCUGCGAUCGAAAGGCCGAUGACGAACUGACAACCGCGACAGUCGCGCCCUGGCUCCCUGCUCUCGCCUUUGCGAACAAGCAGCUCCUGAGCGAAGUCGCCCUCUUCAUGCUCUCAACAACCGAGUGGUUCGACUUCAAAUACGAUUCAAAGAAGCCAUUCAAGAUCGCCCGUUGGUUCGCAGACUUCCUUUCUACGUUCCCCGCGGUCAUCAUCGACGGCGUGAGAACCACUGAGGCAUUUGCGGCCAUCAAACGCAUCAACUUCCCCCACGUAAAGUACAGAGCGCAUGUCCGCACCAAAGGUGGCAUCGACAACAACCUCGAUAUCAGCCUAAUGCUCAAGUGCACCCAGCUCGACACCAUCGCCAUGUCAUUCCACUGGAUCCAGCUCGUCGAUAGAGCGUACACACAAUACCAGAGACCUCGCGAUUUAGAAGACUUUCUGGAGACUUUCGAAUUUAGGCCGAUGCUUGACCAUGGCGGGGUUAAAAAAGUGUAUCUUGAAGGUAUAAAUCAUCUUCAGGGAGGGGAGUGGCGGUUGGCUUGUCUGUAUAAAUUUGGCGAGUGGCUAGUGAAGGGGUAUAGGAAGCGGGGGAGGGAGGUGGAUGUUCAUAUUAGUCAGCGAUGCCAGCGGUUUGACGGGAGGACCGUGGGUCCGAAACUUGUUGUGGAGGACAGUGAGGAGGAAUUGGAAGAACCCAAGGUCAACCGGAAGUCUUGGAAGCGCAGAAGUGGAAGAGUCAGUUCAGCAUCUCUUGCUCAGACUGCUGGUUGACCUAUCGCACUGUGGAGAUGGUAAUUUGGUACGCGAAACGUCAGUAGUUGAGACCGACGAUUCUGUAGAUAUGGCAAUCAAUAAAACAGGAAGAAGGAGAGAUUGGGAUCCGUCUCCAUAGUUCAAAUGAAGAAAUCUACCCCCAUAGGAUUGCAGUAAUGGAGUUGCUCGAGUGGAUGAAGCAGCUCUUCGAGCAGGCGUAACGGACUUGCGAACGGCAGUAAGCUGCCAACGACGUGUCACAUCGCAACGGGAUACUGUCAAAUGAU
Alternaria rosae is the source of this 1523-nucleotide messenger RNA. RefSeq lists its product as uncharacterized. The transcript has a single exon. The record is from RefSeq and is a predicted model, not a curated record. NCBI's taxonomy places the organism in Eukaryota, Fungi, Ascomycota, Dothideomycetes, Pleosporales, Pleosporaceae. The coding region runs from base 163 to 1254 and encodes 363 amino acids.